Thlaspi arvense is the source of this 1507-nucleotide messenger RNA. The record is from the annotation of a GenBank genome assembly. NCBI's taxonomy places the organism in Eukaryota, Viridiplantae, Streptophyta, Magnoliopsida, Brassicales, Brassicaceae.
UUACUAGUCCGCGCUAAUAUCUUUCGUUUUUUUAUUUGAGUAAAAAUGUUACUAGUCGGCUAAUUUCCGUUCGUAUAUUAUCCCUAGCCAAACAGCAAAGAGCACGAAUCACCUUAAUUGCUCCGUCGCUUAAAACCCUAAAUCUCUUCGCCUCAUAGCUUUGCGAUUCAACAAAUAGAGAUUUCGCUUGACCUCUAGCUUUGUCGAAAUCUUUCAAUCAUGGCGAGUCAGACACCGAAUCUCGAGUGCCGGAUGUACGAGGCGAAGUAUCCAGAGGUGGACAUGGCGGUGAUGAUUCAGGUGAAGAACAUAGCCGAUAUGGGAGCCUAUGUUUCACUGCUCGAGUACAACAACAUCGAGGGAAUGAUCCUAUUCUCCGAGCUCUCCCGCCGUCGGAUCCGAAGUGUGAGCAGUUUGAUUAAGGUGGGAAGAAUCGAGCCUGUCAUGGUUCUGCGUGUGGACAAGGAGAAGGGAUACAUUGAUCUGAGCAAACGUAGGGUCAGCGAGGAGGAUAUUCAGACUUGUGAAGAGAGGUAUAACAAGAGCAAGCUCGUCCAUUCUAUCAUGCGCCACGUCGCCGAGACUCUGUCCAUUGAUUUGGAGGAGUUGUAUGUGAACAUUGGCUGGCCUUUGUAUCGCAAACAUGGUCAUGCUUUUGAGGCCUUUAAGAUCCUAGUGGCUGAUCCUGAUUCUGUGUUGAGUUCCCUCACCCGUGAGAUCAAAGAAGUUGGGCCUGAUGGACAGGAGGUGACUAAGGUUGUACCUGCUGUUACGGAAGAAGUGAAAGAUGCACUCGUGAAGAACAUUAGGAGGAGAAUGACACCACAGCCAAUGAAAAUCCGGGCUGAUAUCGAAUUGAAAUGUUUUCAGUUUGACGGAGUUGUUCAUAUCAAGGAGGCCAUGAGAAAGGCUGAAGCCGCUGGAAACGACGACUGUCCUGUGAAGAUUAAAUUGGUUGCUCCACCUCUUUAUGUCCUUACUACUCAGACACUUGACAAGGACCAAGGGAUUGAAAUUCUAAACAAAGCCAUAACAGCUUGCACUGAGACAAUUGAGACGCACAAAGGCAAGCUCGUCGUUAAGGAAGGAGCUAGAGCUGUGAGUGAACGAGAUGAUAAGAUGCUCACAGAGCACAUGGCUAAGCUACGAAUGGACAAUGAAGAGAUUAGCGGCGAUGAAGAAAGUGGAGAAGAAGAAGAGGACACAGGGAUGGGCGAAGUGGAUAUCGACGGUGCCGGAAUCAUUGAGUAGGUUUUACGGUUUCCGACUAGUUUUCUCUCUAUCUGAUCCCUACCCCAUUCUCUCAACACUUGAGUUCGUCUUUUGCUUUAAGUUUGACAAGCAGUAGAAACCUUCGAAAAGAUUUUUUUGUGUGUGUGUUUUUUUUAGACAUGUUUUUUUCACCCAUCGACGGUGUUACAUAUCAAUCAUUACAUUCAUCAUUUUAUAAGAUUGAUUAUUUUGCAAUUAGACACUGUUGCUCCACCCACAUAUGACUUGCUUUGCC